Messenger RNA from Ipomoea triloba (trilobed morning glory), 3241 nucleotides. Its product is annotated as DNA repair endonuclease UVH1. NCBI's taxonomy places the organism in Eukaryota, Viridiplantae, Streptophyta, Magnoliopsida, Solanales, Convolvulaceae. Gene Ontology annotation, biological process: resolution of meiotic recombination intermediates; nucleotide-excision repair involved in interstrand cross-link repair; double-strand break repair via homologous recombination. The transcript is spliced from 10 exons. Bases 99 to 3062 code for a protein of 987 amino acids. Gene Ontology annotation, cellular component: nucleotide-excision repair factor 1 complex. Gene Ontology annotation, molecular function: damaged DNA binding; single-stranded DNA endonuclease activity; single-stranded DNA binding. The record is from RefSeq and is a predicted model, not a curated record.
CCUCUUCCCGCCACCACGGCGCCGCUGAAAUUUUCUCUCCAUCGCCGCCGUGACUGCGGCGUAGAACCACCGUAGUCCUGCUUGGGACUUAAACGAAAAUGGUUCAAUUUCACGAGCACAUAGUGACGGAACUCCUCGAAGACGAAAACGGCGGUUUAGUCGUCCUCUCCGCCGGCCUAGCCCUCCACAAGCUCAUCUCCUCUCUUCUCCUCCUCCAUCACUCUUCCCAGGGCUCCCUCCUCAUCCUCUCCGCCUCUCCUUCUCAGAGACACGCCAUCGUUCGAAAUCUCGAGAUCGCGCUCCAACACGAAAGCUCCGUUCCCAGUACAAGUGAAGUUCCCAAUUUGCCCUCGGAGAUUACCUCCGACCUCCCCGCGCACCAGCGCCUGUCGCUCUAUACUUCCGGCGGAGCGUUCUUCAUCACUGCGCGUAUUCUCAUCGUUGACCUCCUCACUCACCGGCUGCCUACUACCGCCGUAGCCGGAAUCCUCCUCCUCAACGCUCACUCCCUCUCUGAUACCUCCACCGAGGCUUUUAUCGUUAGGAUUAUCCGUUCGACUAACCGGUCACUCUAUGUUAGGGCUUUCUCGGACCGCCCUCAUGCCAUGGUCUCCGGCUUCGCCAAGGCUGAACGAACCUUAAAAUGCCUUUGGCUCAGAAAGCUUCAUCUCUGGCCUCGCUUCCAGGUUUAUGUUUCACAGGAUUUGGAGAGGGAUCCUCCAGAGGUUGUGGACAUUAGGGUUCCAAUGUCCCCAUACAUGAUUGGCAUUCAGAAAGCAGUGCUUGAGGUAAUGGAUGCAUGUUUAAAGGAAAUGAGGAAGACUAAUAAAGUCGAUGUGGAGGACUUGACAGUUGAGAAUGGGCUUUUUAAGUCGUUUGAUGAGAUAUUAAGAAGACAGUUGGAUCCUAUUUGGCACACAUUAGGGAAGAAGACAAAGCAGCUUGUUUCAGAUUUGAAGACAUUGAGAAAGUUGUUGGAUUACCUUGUUAGGUAUGAUGCUGUAACUUAUUUGAAGUAUCUGGACUCACUCAGAGCAUCAGAGAGUUUUCGGUCAGUUUGGAUAUUUGCAGAGUCUAGCUACAAGAUUUUUGAGUAUGCUAAGAAGCGGGUUUAUCAUUUUGGGAGGUCAGAUAGUGGACAAUUGGCAGGGCAGAGUAAGAGUAGUGCAACUAGAAAGAGAAAAGCUGGUGAUGACAAGAAGGAUGAAGAUUCAUCAGCAAGUACAAGUAGCAGAGUAGUUUUGCAGGAGGUCUUAGAGGAGGAACCAAAAUGGAAGGUUUUACGUGAUAUUCUUAAAGAGAUACAAGAGGAAAGAGAAAAGGAAGCUACAAGUGGAGAAGUAAUAGCUGCAGAAGACAAUGGCAUUGUUUUAGUGGUUUGCAAAGAUGAACGCUCUUGUGUACAGCUUGAAAAUUGCAUCACAAACUGCCCUCGGAAGGUCAUGCGGGAAGAAUGGGAAAACUAUCUGCUUAGCAAAGUAGAGCUGCAAGCUUUACCAAAACAGAAGAGCAAAAAGAAGCCAAAACAACAAAAACAACCUAAAGGUUUUGGGGUACUUGAUGGAGUUGUUCUCGCAGCAUCUGGGCAAAAGGCAGAAAUUAGUAGCGCAAACAAACAGGAGCAUGAUGCGCUACUAGCAGUGGCAUCGGAAAUUAGUAAGAAAGCUAAAAAAGAUACUGUUAUUGAAGAAACUCUUCCGAAUUCUAUGGAUGGUGGGGAAUGUGACAAUGGAAAGGGGAAAGGAAAGAAGAGGAGGAAGAAGAAGACAGAAACUAGUAAAAGUGACUGUGACUCUGCAACAGUAGAUAUAUCUCAUAGUGUAGGUUCCUCUACAAAUGAAGAGCAGAUGAAUGGAUGCUGUCCGGCUCUUGCUGGUAGCUCCGCUGACAAUGCUGUGAAUGAUGCAUCUCUUAAUGAAGCAUUGCUUCAAAAGGAUGAGAAAACCUUUGGUGCUGAAUCUUCAAUGAAAACUAAACAGCUUCCACCUAUGCACUUUUAUGCCCUGGAGAGUAAUCAGCAUAUACUUGACAUAUUGAAGCCUUCUGUCAUUAUUGUAUACCAUCCUGAGAUUGCAUUUGUGCGAGAAAUUGAAAUUUAUAAAGCUGAAAACCCAUCAAUAAAAGUCAAAGUAUACUUCCUUUUCUAUGAAGAUUCUACUGAGGUCCAAAAGUUUGAGGCAAGUGUACGGAGAGAAAAUGGAGCAUUUGAAUCUUUGAUUAGGCAGAAAUCACUCAUGAUGAUCCCAGUCGAUCAGGAUGGGCAUUGUGCGGGACUGGAUUCUUCUGUUGACACACAGUCCAUACUUUCUCAAAAUCUAAUGACCAGAAAAGCUGGUGGUAGGAAGGAAGCACAGAAGGAAAUGCAAGUUAUAGUGGACAUGAGGGAGUUCAUGAGUAGCCUUCCAAAUGUACUCCACCAGAAAGGUAUGCGCAUUAUACCCGUGACCUUGGAAGUUGGAGACUACAUACUUUCUCCGCUGAUAUGUGUAGAAAGAAAGAGUAUACAAGACCUUUUUGGCAGUUUUGCAUCCGGUCGCCUGUUCCACCAGGUGGAAAUGAUGUCACGGUAUUAUCGCAUCCCUGUUCUUCUGAUUGAGUUUUCUCAAGACAAGAGCUUUUCAUUUCAGUCUGCUAGUGAAAUUGGUGAUGAUGUUACUCCAAACAGCAUCAUAUCCAAGCUAUCUUUGCUUGCUCUCCAUUUCCCCCGCCUUCGUAUUGUCUGGUCACGCAGUUUGCACGCUACUGCUGAAAUAUUUGCUUCUCUGAAAGCAAACCAGGAUGAACCUGAUGAGGUCAAGGCAAUUAGAGUUGGUGUCCCAUCAGAAGAGGGUGUAGUCGAAAAUGAUGUUAGAGCCGAGAACUACAACACAUCAGCCGUGGAAUUCUUGAGACGCCUUCCAGGCGUGACAGACGCCAACUACCGGACCAUAAUGGAUGGCUGCAAAAGCUUGGCAGAUCUCGCUCUCCUUCCCGUGGAGAGACUAGCUGAGCUGAUGGGCGGCCAGAAAGCUGCCAAAACGUUGAGGGAUUUCCUCGAUGCCAAGUAUCCAACUAUGGUUUAGCUCUGCUCGGUUUUUCAAAAUUUCGCUUCCAUUACCAAAAAAUAUGCCUCCUUUUAGUUAUGCUUGCUUGUAGAAUUCAUUUAUGGUGUACAUUGUGUAUUAUGACAUUUUUCGCCUAAAUUGUGUUUUUUGGUUCUUGUUUGUAACUUGUGCUACCAAGAUUUGUUACAUUACCUGUA